AUGGCUCAUUCAGACUGCAAAACGUCAGACAUGGAAGACACGAAACACUGUACUCCGUGCAAAACCAAAGAUAAGAAUACCAAAGCCGAAUAUUACUGUACGGAUUGUGAGGCUUACUAUUGCGAGGAAUGUUUUGAGCUUCAUCCGCCAGUACCUUACCUUGCCAAGGAUAUUGUCUUGAAACAUGAAGAUAUUGCCGUCUGGUCAAGAGAUCAAUAUAAAUGUUCUACACAUGGCAAAAACAUUGAAUUCUUCUGCAGAGAUCAUAAGAUGUUAUGUUGUCAUGUUUGCAUAUCACUAAAACACAGGUCAUGCACCAACAUGGACUAUAUACAAGAAGAAGCAAUGAAACAAUGUUUAGACGACGAUAAAGCAAACAUGAUGAAACAGACCGAAGAGCAACUUCGAAUAAUCGAAUUAAAUUAUGAUAAAGUAAAACAAAAGGCCGAAACUAACCAAGCCUCAAGGACGGAAUAUAUUGUAGAACUGGAAUCAUUUCGCAGUAGAAUAAAGGAAAUGUUUGAUUCGCACAUGGAUAAAGCAGUUGAAGUUACGAAUGAGAAGUUCGAUCAAAACACAAAAAAUUCUGAAAACAUUUAUGAGAAAUUGGUUUGUUUCAAAAAUAGACUGAAAAACCUUAAACAACAGCUAAAAUCAUCUACAAUUGGCAAAGAAGCCCUUGUUUCUAUAAGCCUUCAAAGAGGUGAGGAACUUAUCGAAGAAAUUUCAAAUGAAUUAUCAAGCAUUGAUUUUUCAAUCGAACAGGAAAAAUAUAAACCAGUUAUUGAUGGUACAAUUGAAGAAUAUCUAGAAGGGUUAGAUCAAAUUGCGAUUCCUCAGGACGAAAAGAUGAUGAAGGAAUGUAUUGCAAGUGAAAUAUACACAGAAGAAAUAACAUUCGAUAAUAAUUCAUUUCACGAGAAUAAUGUUACGUUGUUCAUAAGAUCCUUGUCGGCAUUUCCAGGUGUGAAGUCAGACACAAGGUCAUAA
Ruditapes philippinarum (Manila clam) is the source of this 990-nucleotide messenger RNA. Its product is annotated as E3 ubiquitin/ISG15 ligase TRIM25-like. Bases 1 to 990 code for a protein of 329 amino acids. NCBI's taxonomy places the organism in Eukaryota, Metazoa, Mollusca, Bivalvia, Venerida, Veneridae. The record is from RefSeq and is a predicted model, not a curated record. The transcript is spliced from 3 exons. Gene Ontology annotation, molecular function: zinc ion binding.